AUGAUCAAAGCCAUCUUCUACAGCAAGUUCGACACCCAAGAGGGUCCCAAGGUUGUUCACCAAGUUCCAGACGGUGCUAUCGUUCCCUCCGCCGCCGCGCCCUCGCAGCCCCCCUUCCUGACCUUCUCCGACAUCUCCUUCUUCGUGAUCCCUCGGCAAGAACUUUGCGGAAACCUGAUUCAGGUUUGCACCAAUGGCUACCGUAUCCUGGGCUACCCGAUCUGUAUGAAGUCGCUUCGCUAUGACCGCAACGAGUUCAUCUUCAAUUUCUGUGUAGUGCUGGCGGAAGAGGAGGAUUUCAGCACCUACAAGAGCGUUGUGCAGAAGCUCGCGGAUCUGAUGCAUGGAUUGGAGGAACAGAAUGGAUUCUUGUCCAGAGAUCAUUCGAAGUCCGGCGAGGGCAAGGUAUACAGCUUGUGCGAGACUUUGAUGGAGGACUUGAACAACUACUGCGAAUGCAUGAUCCCUAUCGAUGAGCUGAAUACCCUCAACAUCAAACUUUUCCCAAUCUACCCGGCUCCUCCCCCAGUCAAGGCCUGGCAGGUCCCUUUAUUCACGGUCCGAUAUCAGACGUUCAUGGACGAGAACUGGGAUCUGACCAUGCAACGUAUCGUGCCCCAUAUCAACGGAGUCAACAGCGUACGGAUCAUUUCCAUCCUGGCCGACACCGACUUCUCCCUAACCUGUCGAGCCAUCCGGCACCUCCUCUACUACGGGUGUCUGUUUCUGCUCGACAUCUUCUCAUUCUCAGCGAUUUAUGCGCCCACCGCGCAGUUCAGCUCGACCAUCGCCAUGGACGAGGACAUGCAACAAGAAUGUGCGCGUUACGUCAACACCUCCUUUGCCUCGCCCGUCACUGCCGCAUCCGCCGCCCUCGCCGCCGGCUCCGACCCGGACGCCGUCUGGCCGCCGGUGGGCGACGUGCUCACCACCAGCAGCGCCAGCGUGACCGCGCCCAGCCGCACUCCAAGCCCGACCCUCCUCUCCAACGCCGUGAUGGCCACCUCAUCCAGCGUCACCGUCACCCCCAGCCCGGCCGCAGUAGCUGCCGCGGCCGCAACGUCCGUAUCAUCCGAACCCAACCCCGGCACCUCUCAAACCCGCGGACCCUACGAUAACCGCCCGGUGGUAGACGGCGCCGGUCUGGUCUCGCUGUACGCAAGCCUCAAACAAGGCCAAAACGUCAAGCAAUGGUACCUCCACCACAGCCGCGAACUCUCGCACAUCGACAUCCGCCGCUUCAUCACCUUCGGCGUCAUCAAGGGCUUCAUCUACCGCGUGCACAAAUAUGCCGCCUCUGCCCUUUCCCACAAUUACCACUACCACCACAACACCCAGAACAACCACCACCACCACCAACAAAGCCCCGCAAUCACCCCCGCAGGCGGGGGAACGCUCCAGAUCCCCAUCUCCAGCGGCCCCUCCUCGCGCGGACCCGGCACGGGCACGAAUUCCCCGUACGCGUCGAGCGCAGGCGACGAACCGGCGCCGAUUGCACAGCAGAACCAGCACCAGCACCAGCAUUCGCACCAGCAGCACCAGCACCGCCAACAUCAUCACUCAGAGGGACGGGAGCACUCGACCUCCGUGCACAGCGGAAGUCGUCCGGGGACGGUGGUGACACUCGACAACAACGAGGACGACGAGGACGAGGACGAGAUCGACGACAAGACGCUCUCCAAGUAUCUGGACGGGAUGCAUUGUUUCGAUCAGAUCUGCACGGAGCUUGAGAUCAGCGAGCGCGAGCUCACGGCGCGGUUGAAGCGGUUCCCCGGCGAGGUGUUGAUUAUCCAUCGGUGA
Aspergillus aculeatus ATCC 16872 is the source of this 1800-nucleotide messenger RNA. Its product is annotated as nitrogen permease regulating protein NPR2. The record is from RefSeq and is a predicted model, not a curated record. Gene Ontology annotation, molecular function: GTPase activator activity. The transcript is spliced from 5 exons. Lineage: Eukaryota; Fungi; Ascomycota; Eurotiomycetes; Eurotiales; Aspergillaceae. The coding region runs from base 1 to 1800 and encodes 599 amino acids. Gene Ontology annotation, cellular component: vacuolar membrane; GATOR1 complex. Gene Ontology annotation, biological process: negative regulation of TORC1 signaling; positive regulation of autophagy.